This is a messenger RNA of Sus scrofa (pig), 633 nucleotides long. The record is from RefSeq and is a predicted model, not a curated record. NCBI's taxonomy places the organism in Eukaryota, Metazoa, Chordata, Mammalia, Artiodactyla, Suidae.
AUGAGAAACCACACAAUAACAACAUUCAUCCUUCUGGGACUGACUGAUGACCCACGAAUGAAAGUUCUGAUUUUCAUCUUCCUUUUCUUUACCUACAUGUUGAGUGCAGCUGGGAAUCUGACCAUCAUCUCCCUCACCUUCAUAGAUUGCCGUCUUAGGACAGCCAUGUACUUUUUUCUCCAAAAUUUCUCUUUCUUGGAAAUCUCAUUCACAACGGCUUGUAUUCCCAGAUUUUUGUACAACAUAGCAACAGGUGACAAAAUCAUUACUUAUGCUGCUUGUGCUGCUCAAAUAUUUUUUACUUACCUCUUUGGGAUAACGGAAUUUUUUCUUCUGGCCACCAUGUCCUUUGACUGCUAUGUAGCCAUCUGCAAACCCUUGCACUAUGUAACCAUCAUGAAUAACAGAGUCUGCAAUAGGUUAAUCAUCAGCUGUUGGAUGGCUGGCAGCUGUAUAUUCAUCUACAUCAAACCUUCAGCCAAGAAAGAGGUGGCUCUUAAUAAAGGAGUUUCCCUGCUCAUUUCUUCUAUUUCACCAACGCUGAACCCUUUUAUUUAUACCCUGAGAAACGAGCAAGUGAAGAAAGCCUUGAAUGACUUGAUCAAAAGGAUUACGUUCUUCUUCAAAAAGUAA